GAACAACAAAAUGGGGAAAAAGUUUAAAACUACUUUUAGAUGAAAUAAAACCAAACAAUGCAAAUAAACACUUAAUAGAUAUGGGUCUUGCAAAAAUGAUGAAAUCCUCCUUGGGUGAAUCACUUGAAGAUUCUAUAGACAACAUUAUUUAUUAUAUGUGGUACACAAAUCAUUG
Molecule: messenger RNA, 175 nt
Organism: Entrophospora candida
Lineage: Eukaryota; Fungi; Glomeromycota; Glomeromycetes; Entrophosporales; Entrophosporaceae
Source: the annotation of a GenBank genome assembly